Sinocyclocheilus anshuiensis is the source of this 1290-nucleotide messenger RNA. RefSeq names its product FKBP prolyl isomerase family member 15a (gene fkbp15a). The record is from RefSeq and is a predicted model, not a curated record. Gene Ontology annotation, molecular function: peptidyl-prolyl cis-trans isomerase activity. Lineage: Eukaryota; Metazoa; Chordata; Actinopteri; Cypriniformes; Cyprinidae. The coding region runs from base 1 to 1290 and encodes 429 amino acids. The transcript has 15 exons. Gene Ontology annotation, cellular component: growth cone.
AUGGAAAAAGUUAAAGACAUUAUUCCUGAUUAUAACGAUGGAGACUUUCUGUGUCCUAAAAGUGGGGCAAAGUUGGCCUCUCUCUUUGGUCUGGACCGAGCAGAGAGUCAGGGAAACGAGUCUUUCCAAUUCACCGCCCCUAAACAGCCCAAAAAGUCCUGCGCCAAAUUAGGCCCGCCUCCUCAGAAGUCCAUCCCUCCUCCAUGUGCUCCAGCUGUGCUGUUUGCUGCAGCUGUUCAUGCAUUCAGCUUUGUGAAUGGACAAUAUGUAAAGCAAGGCAAGAUAGGAGCUGCUGUUUUAGGAAACCAUGUCACCAAAGAGUACAAGAUUCUGUUGUACGACAGUAAACAAAAGCAGAUCAGUACGGCUCGAAUCCAUCGUGGAUUUGUCCUCACAGUUCAGCCCUGUAGCUAUGUCACUUUCUAUGAUGACCAGCAACAAAACUGGUCUUUAAUGUUUGACUCAGCAAAGUCCAGGCCUGAGUUCUGUAAGGAGGUGUGCGUGGCCCGGUGGAACAGUGAGGCUUUGUCAGACUCUCUGGUCACUCAGGACCUGGUCCAAGGAGAAGGUGAAGCUGUUGAUGUCGGGGACACAGUGGAGGUGGCCUAUUCUGGAUGGCUUUUACAGAACCAUUCUCUAGGACAGGUAUUUGAUUCCAAUCUGGGCAAAGAAAAGCUGCAGCGAGUAAAGCUCGGAGCAGGCAAAGCUCAGAGGGGAUGGGAGGACGGGAUGCUUGGCAUGCAGAAAGGAGGUCAACGGCUCCUUAUCGUCCCUCCUAGUAUGGGUCAUGGUUCAAAGGGCAUCCUCAACCAUGUGCAAGCAAACAGCACUCUGGUGUUUGAUGUUGAGAUUCAUAGAGUUAAAUUCUCCAAAGUCCGACAUAGUCGGGAAUCAGUUGACACCUUCAGUGCAUCUCCAAGCACACCAAAAGAGAACACCAGCCAAUCUAUCUAUCUAGUCCAAGCACCCAAGGGAAAGGUGGAAUCUGUAUCCCUGACAAGUUCAGGUGCUUCCAAAUCCAAGCUAAUCUCACGUAUAGCCAAGAUGGGUCAACCCAUGCUUCCCUUUCUCACUGGGGCCAUUCCAGCUCAGCCUGACCCCAGCGACUCAGAAACAGAGGAUACCAGUGAAUUGAUUUGUGAUCCCUCUCCUUCACAUUCCCACUCACCAAAUUCUACACAAAUGCCCUGUAGUUCUCCAUCUCUGUCGCAUCAGCCUGGUGAUGCUCAGAAACAGGAAGCAGUGCUGCCAGAGGCAGACUUAAACACUACUCAAGGCUUUCAGCUCUAG